Molecule: messenger RNA, 2001 nt
Organism: Cervus elaphus (red deer)
Lineage: Eukaryota; Metazoa; Chordata; Mammalia; Artiodactyla; Cervidae
Gene: CSRP1
Product: cysteine and glycine rich protein 1
Exons: 6
Coding region: 255-836 (193 amino acids)
Biological process (GO): sarcomere organization; muscle tissue development
Cellular component (GO): Z disc; cytoplasm; nucleus
Molecular function (GO): actinin binding; structural constituent of muscle
Source: RefSeq, a predicted model, not a curated record
GCGGGGCGCACAGGGGAUUCCCGGAGCGCAGCCGGCGCGGCCCGGCCCUGGGGGCGGCCCUGCGCCGUGACAUCAGCCCGGGGCGGUGACAUCGGCGCCGGCCUAGUGCGGUGUGCAAAGCCUGUGGGUUGGCGCGGCCCGGACACGCCCUCCCCGAGCGGAACAAAACUGCGCACGGGCCGGCGCACCCAGCCUCGUUUCCAGAGCCCGCCCUCUCGCCUGCCCGCCGCCUGCCGCGCUCAGCCGCUGCCAGGAUGCCGAACUGGGGAGGAGGCAAGAAGUGUGGGGUGUGCCAGAAGACGGUGUACUUUGCCGAAGAGGUCCAGUGCGAAGGCAGCAGCUUCCACAAGUCCUGCUUCCUGUGCAUGGUCUGCAAGAAGAACCUGGACAGCACCACCGUGGCCGUGCACGGCGAGGAGAUCUACUGUAAGUCCUGCUACGGCAAGAAGUACGGGCCCAAGGGCUACGGCUACGGGCAGGGCGCGGGCACCCUGAGCAUGGACAAGGGGGAGUCGCUCGGCAUCAGACAUGAGGAGGCCCCCGGCCACAGGCCCACCACCAAUCCCAACACGUCCAAGUUCGCCCAGAAGAUCGGGGGCUCCGAGCGCUGCCCGCGGUGCAGCCAGGCCGUCUAUGCGGCUGAGAAGGUGAUUGGCGCUGGGAAGUCCUGGCAUAAGUCCUGCUUCCGAUGUGCCAAGUGCGGCAAAGGCCUUGAGUCCACCACCCUGGCUGACAAGGAUGGCGAGAUUUACUGCAAAGGAUGCUAUGCAAAGAACUUCGGGCCCAAGGGCUUCGGCUUCGGGCAGGGGGCUGGGGCUCUGGUUCACUCUGAGUGAGACCCCCGCGCCCACGCCCCAUUGCCCACGCUGUGCUUCUCAUCGCCCCCCACCCCGAUGACCUCGAGACCGCCAGGCUUCCUCCCUCCCUCAGCCCUGCACGCGUUACUAAGGACUCGACCCGGGGUGUCUGGCUCCCUUGGGUUUGGGCGUCUGCUGGAGGCACGCCCCCAACCUGGGCCACCGUGUCACCAGCGGGGCCUCUGACUCUGGGUGUCCCCGCCUCUCCCUCUCCCCCUCCCCAUCUCCCCCUCCCCCGUCCCCCUCCCCCCUCUCCCUCCCCACCUGUCACCAGCAGGGCCUCUGACUCUGGGUGUCCCCACCCCUCCCCUCCCCCUCCCCUCCCCCCAUCUCCCCCUCCCCCGUCCUCCCCCCCUCCCCCCUCUCCCUCCCCCCCCUCCCCCGUCCCCCCCCCCCCCAGCUCUCAGAAGCUGAGUGUCCGUCAUCGUCAUUGGGGCCCUGCCUGGGGAGAGCCGUGCUCCUCUUGGGGGGCCUCCUGGUGUCCCUCAGAGCAGGCCUGGGGCAUCCCCGCCCGGCAGUCACGGGGGAUGUGCAGAUGGGCCCCAAACGGAGGGGCCACCUGCCCUGGCCUAUCGCCUUCGAGGCUGUGGGCCACAGUGCCCCCCAGCUCAGAGGUUGUGGGGGGGGCGGGGAAGCAAGCCAGGCCCAAGGGCCCCAGUUCAGGAUGUGGUCUGGCCUCCCUGGGCUCGAGCUUCUGUGUGGCAGGGCCCUGAUGAAACACCCCUGACCUUAUGGCCACCCAAACCUGAGGGCGCGUCUCUGCCCAGCCUCGGUCCUGAGGCUGCGGGGGGCGGGGGGGUCAGGCUGCACCCAUCAGCGCAGCCCAGCCCCGGGCCCAUCCUCAGUAUGCCCGGCUUGACCUGCAGACGCGGAGGGAGGCACAUGCGGCCUGCCUUCACCUGGACACCUGCCCCCUCCCACCUGGGCCCUGCCCCCACCCUUUUCCUGGGACCCUCGCGCUCUGGCCACACCGCCCACCCCUUCCAGGCCCCAGGUCCGGAGCAGCAGGAGGACGGGGCGGGGCCAGGCCCGCUGACCCCAGGGUCAGAGGGUGAUGCCACGUGGCGCUGCCUGGACCGAGGGCUGCAGCACGGGCUGUGCUCAAGCUGACCCUGCACCCUGUCAAUAAAGCUGUCAGAACAGA